Molecule: messenger RNA, 991 nt
Organism: Protopolystoma xenopodis
Lineage: Eukaryota; Metazoa; Platyhelminthes; Monogenea; Polystomatidea; Polystomatidae
Source: the annotation of a GenBank genome assembly
AGCUCCCUUUCAAGUGCAGGCAGUAAGAAGUCUUCCCGGAGCUUGUGACUCGCCGUGGCGUGCCCCGCUCCAUGUUCUCCGUUCUGGAUACACGAGACCGUUGCAACGCAUUCUGAAUCCCGGCCUUGGACAGCCAACCGGUGCGACCCGUUGUCUUAGGGCCCGACACAGCGUCCGUUUCUGCGCUCUCCUCCACUUGAGCCUCCUGAUCGGCAUCUUCUGUCGCCUCUUUGUUCACCUCCAAUCGGAACUAUCCUCCAGCCGGCCGACUCUUGCAGCCCCGCCAACCGCAGCCAGCCACAGAGGCUGCCAGGCCUCGACUACACGACUCCUCUCCACGUCGUCCCGGCACGAGGCAACAGUCGAGUCCGCCGUCCACGUUUCUCCACUGUUUGCUCGUGGCUGUUUAGCAAACGGGUCGGUAAUCGAGUCCGACUCGACGUAUGCAAGGCAGACGAGGAAGUCAACCGUCUGGCCAACCUGUCCGGCUCGGAACGAUCGGAUCCAAGAUGGUGAUUGCAGACGUACUCAAAUUGAGGGUGAGAGAACGACUAUUCGCGGAGAGAGCAUCAUGUCAUUGAGGGCCCAGCCGAUUGUUGACUCGGCAGAAAGUGUCUCCAAUACGUCGAGUAGUCAUGGCAUACCGGCCGGUGGCAGUCGGACCAACUAUCAGUCACUACAGCAAAGAGAAACAUCCGCUAGCAGAAAUCGAUGCAACCACGGAGACUUCAAGAAGCCAGAAAUCAAGACGGGCAAUCUAUUUAGUCCAUUCUUCAGUCUACUUCCGGCCGUCGAGGCUCCAGAUCCUGAUGCAAUCUGCCCCCCGGAGCAUCCGUUGAGCUGUAUUGAGUGCAGAUCAGACAAGCACCGGUUCUGUGAUGAUCCCUUCAAUGCGACCGCUUUGAAACAUCGGCUUGUGGGCACUGUUGAAUGCCUCGGCUUCUGUGUCAAAUGGAUCCGCAGGCCAUUGAACGCACCAGGCAAGCUGUAG